Messenger RNA from Myotis davidii, 1120 nucleotides. RefSeq names its product aminopeptidase-like 1 (gene NPEPL1). Gene Ontology annotation, biological process: proteolysis. Gene Ontology annotation, molecular function: metalloaminopeptidase activity; manganese ion binding. The annotation marks the transcript as partial. Gene Ontology annotation, cellular component: cytoplasm. The record is from RefSeq and is a predicted model, not a curated record. The transcript has 11 exons. NCBI's taxonomy places the organism in Eukaryota, Metazoa, Chordata, Mammalia, Chiroptera, Vespertilionidae.
CCUGCCGCCGGGAACGCACCGGUGCAUCGUGAUGGUCUGCGAGCGGGCCGAUGUCUUCGCCUCUGCCUGUGCUCUGGCCCGAGCCUUCCCGCUGUUCACCCACCGCUCCGGUGCUUCCAGGCGCACAGAGAAGAAGACGGUCACCGUGGAGUUUUUCCUGGUGGGACAAGACAAUGGGCCAGUGGAAGUGUCCACAUUGCAAUGCUUGACCAAUGCCACGGACGGCGUCCGGCUGGCAGCCCGCAUUGUGGACACACCCUGCAAUGAGAUGAACACAGACACCUUCCUUGAGGAGAUUAAGAAAGUUGGAAAAGAUCUGGGGAUCGCCCCAACCAUCAUCCGGGACGAGGAGCUGAAGACCAGAGGGUUUGGAGGAAUCUAUGGUGUUGGCAAAGCCGCCCUCCACCCCCCAGCUCUGGCCGUCCUCAGCCACACCCCCGACGGAGCCACCCAAACCAUUGCCUGGGUGGGCAAGGGGAUCGUCUACGACACCGGGGGUCUCAGCAUCAAAGGGAAGACUACCAUGCCCGGGAUGAAGAGAGACUGCGGGGGUGCUGCAGCCAUCCUAGGGGCCUUCAGGGCUGCCGUCAAGCAGGGUUUCAAAGACAACCUUCACGCGGUGUUCUGCUUGGCCGAGAACUCAGUGGGGCCCAACGCAACGAGGCCUGAUGACAUCCACCUGCUCUACUCAGGAAAGACAGUGGAAAUCAACAACACGGAUGCUGAGGGCAGGCUGGUGCUAGCGGAUGGCGUGUCCUACGCCUGCAAGGACCUGGGGGCUGACAUCAUCCUAGACAUGGCCACGCUGACUGGAGCACAGGGCAUCGCCACGGGCAAGUACCACGCUGCCGUGCUCACCAACAGCGCCGAGUGGGAGGCGGCCUGCGUGAAGUCCGGGAGGAAAUGCGGGGACCUUGUGCACCCCCUCGUCUACUGUCCCGAGCUGCACUUCAGCGAGUUCACCUCGGCCGUGGCCGACAUGAAGAACUCCGUGGCGGACCGGGACAACAGCCCCAGCUCCUGUGCCGGCCUUUUCAUUGCCUCACACAUUGGCUUCGACUGGCCUGGGGUCUGGGUCCACCUGGACAUCGCCGCGCCUGUGCACGCAGGUGAGCGCGCC